AUGGAUUCUUCGUCAAUUGUAAGUUUCAAUAAUGAUUCAACAUAUCAGACUACUCUAAAAGGAGAAUAUGAUAACGUAAGUGUUCACGAAUUAGCUUUGCAUGCAAUGCGAGAUCGAUGUUUACUUUUGCAAAGAAGAAUAAACACUUUAGAAAAUGAUAACAUGAAAUUAAAACUAGAUAUAUCAAGGGCUACUGGAAAUUCUUCUUACAUUCCAUUACAAGAAGAUGAGAAAACGCAACUCUAUCAACAAAUAGCAGAACUUAAUAAGCAGAAAUCGCAACUCAUUCAUCAUGUUUUUAUGGUAUCCUGUGAAAACAAAAACUUGUGGAAUAAAAUUUCUUCAUUAAAGGGUCAAGAUAAAUCAUUUAAUAAAGAUUUAUGUAAGCGGCCUUUGUUACGCACACAUACUUAUAUUCAAAAUAUGCCAAGGCCUAGUACAAACUAUCAAGAAAAAUAUUCUGAAUCAAGCUUAGAGGAGAUUUCUCUUAAGUUAAUUAACAGCUACAUUCAAGAAAAAUCCCAACUGGUUGAGCAGUAUGAACAAAUGUCACAACUUCAAGAAAUGGAUGAUGAUAUUUUAAAUGUAGAUUCAGUAGGAUUCACCUUUAUGGAAGAUCCUGCCCUUGAUUCAUUAAAAGAGAUACAUAAUCAAAUAGAAAAAUUGCAACAUUUAAAAAAAGAACUUAUCCAACAAGAAAAUGAUUUAAAAUUAGUAAUUUCAAGUCUUGAAACUGUGUUAAUAGAGGGUUACAAAUGUCCAAAUUGUAUUAACAAUAAAACAAGAAUAACAGCUACAGACAAUAAGGAGGUUGAAACAAGUGGCAGUCUUGUUGAUUUGACCAACACUUUACAGUCUAACAAAUAUACUGACUCUUCACCUGGUUAUAAAGAUUCAGAAAGUGAUGAAAAGGAUCUUACAGUAGAGCAAUUUGAUAAAAUCUGUCCCAUGUGUGGACAAACUUUCAAAAGGGAUGUUGAAUUUACAGAAUUUCAAUCACAUGUGGAACAACACUUUAUAGGAGAAAGUGGAAUAGAUUCAUUUACUGACAAUUUAGAUGAUAGUCCUAAUUCUUUUGAUAAUAAGAAGUUCGGAAACACGAAUGUUUGUGGAAUCCAACAUCCCCAUAUUAUAAAGAUUCAGAAAAAAGAGAAGCCUCCUGGCGCGCCAUUAUACAAACAACAAAGAUGGAAAACAGUAACCAAAGUAGCGAAAAAUACUUGGAAAAAAUUGCGAGACAACCAUAGGGAAGCCUUAAAAAGACAGAAGGAUGGAAAAAGUGGUCAAGCUGCCAACAACACGCGUCUUUGGAAAUUCCAGAAAGUUAUGGAAUUCCUUGUUCCAUACAUGCAAAAUAGGAACACAACUGGAAAUUAUUCCCAAGAUAAUUCACAGGUGUCUCAAGAAAGUAAUCAUACUCAAGUUUCGGAAUUGGACGAGGACAACUUUGAAGUAGAAAACGAAAAUGAAAACAGCCAAUCUUCUAAUAUAACUGCUGCAAGUUCCGAAACCACAUCACAAAAUACAAGCACACCUUUAACACGAAAACGUGUACAUAGUGUUCAACAUGAAAUUUUAAAUUUUGUUAAGAUCCAGCAAACAGACCGAGAGAAAAGAAAAACAGAACGUGAUUUGAGAAACCAACUUGGUCUUAAGAGAAAUAUUUUUAAUUUAGUUACGAAAGAAGAAGAGUUAAACAUUUACAAUGAUAUGUAUGCAUCUGAGAGUUAUAAUAGUGCCUUAACUAGUACUCGAGGUAUAAAGCUAAGGGUCCAAUCCUCAGAUACCAAUUGUCAUACAUUACACAAUGUGUUUACAUCUCCAAGUGGUGCCUCAAAUCAAUCUGUAGGAGGAUAUACAGCUGAACAAGAUGCCAAUGACCUUACAGUCGGUGGGAACACCGUGUUCGGAGCGUAUGCAAGAGAGGAGGCCAAUGCUACUUCGCUAAUUGAUUAA
Parnassius apollo (apollo) is the source of this 1956-nucleotide messenger RNA. The record is from the annotation of a GenBank genome assembly. NCBI's taxonomy places the organism in Eukaryota, Metazoa, Arthropoda, Insecta, Lepidoptera, Papilionidae.